AUGCGGACGCUGAGAUGGGCCCUGUUCCUGCCCGUGUGCCUGUCGUGUGGCUGCGCCUUCAUGUUUUCCUCCCUGAGGGAGCCGGUGAAAGAGCCCCAGGGGAAGGUGCCUUGCGGGGGGCACUUCCGGAUUAGGCAGAGCCUCCCGGAGCACGCCCAAAGCUGGCUGGUCAGCAAAUGGCUCUGGUUCCUUUUUGUGGUCAUGCUGUACAUGGUUCUAAAGUUUCGAGGAGAGAGUGCGAAGAGUAAGGAAAAGAGUCCUCCUGGCCUUCGAGGCUCUUCGGUUCGUGCUCCACUGAAGAAAAACCAGUGUGUUUCCCCCAGCAAAGAGUACGCCUUCAACACCUUAAGCCAACUCGAGAUGGACCUCGUGCAGUUCGUGUCCAAGGUGCGGGAUCUGAAAGUCGCCGUGGCAGCUGGCAGCAACCACAAGGCGCAGGCCGUUGAGGUGCCUUCAGACCCGCAGAACAAUGUUACAAUAUAUGAAAUAUGGGGCGACGAAGAGUGUGAAUAA
Molecule: messenger RNA, 513 nt
Organism: Miniopterus natalensis
Lineage: Eukaryota; Metazoa; Chordata; Mammalia; Chiroptera; Miniopteridae
Product: protein FAM209-like
Source: RefSeq, a predicted model, not a curated record